CUUUUUGUUACGCUGCACCAAAGAGUGUGCAAAACAUUUAUAUCAUGGCGUCAAAUAACGAGUUUUUAACACAGGAGUCUGCAGAUUUAUUGAUAGAUAUUCAGGAUGAAGGUCUUUUAGAUGAAGAAUUUAUUAUUGCAAAUAUUGUAGAUGUUGGAGAGGAGUCAACACCAGGCAGUUUUAAGUGCGACGACUGUGGGAACAUUUGUAAAUCAAAAGGGGGACUUACUCGUCACCGAAACUGUAAACAUUUACAACUAAAAGAGACCUUUGAUACAAGUAGAAAUACAAUGAGUAGCAUAAUACUAAGUGAUUUAGUUCUGGAGUCACAAAAAAAUCUAUCUGAGGAUAACUAUUACAACUUAACUCGACGAGAAUGUUUCAAGUGUUAUAACUUCAUAUUAACAGAAGCACUUUACGCAGAUGUAAAAAAGAUUUAUGACAUUUUGAUUAAUACAAACAAUGCAGAGAGUUAUUAUUCCAGCUUUUAUAAUAAAAUAGUAAUCAAUGCAGAUGUUUACUUUCCUGAAUUAGGAAAACCCAAUAGUACUCUUUUAGCAACACAACUGGCUGACAAGGUGCUUGCAUACUUCAAAAGAAUGCCCAACAAGGAAGCAAAACAAAUAAAAAAUAUAACAAAUGAUGAAAUUGGUGCCUUGCAAUAUCUGGCUGGGUAUGUUGUCAGAAAGUUCAUUAAGAAAUCGAAAAAUAGCCUGAAUUAUAAAUCCAAUGAAAAUCAAGAUAUAAUAAAAAUAUUAAAUAACGCUAUUAGCAAAAAUUCUACAGAUCAGGAAUUGAUUGAGGCACAAAAUCGUGGUGGACUAACAGCUGUUAAUAAUGAAUGCCAGCAAAUAUUUGUAAAAGCUGAAAUUCAAUUUCAAAAUGAAACAAAUAUUAAUCAUUUGCAAGAAAUUGAUAUUAACAGGAUGACUAUGGAACUACUGAAAGAUACAGAAGUAGUGACCUUUUAUAACUCUAUCUUAACAGGAUGCGGAGUUGACAUUGAUAAUGAUGUUAGUAAAAACCUUUUAGAAAAUAUGGUCAAACUUUAUUUUCGAGUGCGAGCAUUUUCUUUGGCUAAAGACAUUACCACCAAAUAUAAACUAAAAUUGAAACAAAAAAAUAAUAAGGGUGGUCUUCGUAAAACUCUUAAAAAACAAUCCAAUAAGUAA
Molecule: messenger RNA, 1172 nt
Organism: Hydra vulgaris (swiftwater hydra)
Lineage: Eukaryota; Metazoa; Cnidaria; Hydrozoa; Anthoathecata; Hydridae
Source: RefSeq, a predicted model, not a curated record